Molecule: messenger RNA, 2552 nt
Organism: Pseudomyrmex gracilis
Lineage: Eukaryota; Metazoa; Arthropoda; Insecta; Hymenoptera; Formicidae
Exons: 5
Coding region: 61-1995 (644 amino acids)
Source: RefSeq, a predicted model, not a curated record
GGCCAGUGAGUUUAGUGAGAGUGCCGCGAUCAUUUCGCCGUUGUACCGUGAAAGUCAAAUAUGAAGCUGACGGAACUCUUGAUAGUGACAUGGUGCUCGUUAAUCGUGGCGCGAUCAGAAACUGUGGAGACCGAGCAGGAAGAACUGCUGAGGAGAGCGGCGCAGCAACUCGAACGAUUAGAAGCGUUUCGGAGACCUCCGGAGAUUCAAGAAAAAUUCGAUCCCACGAUAUUUAUUGGAGAAUUGGAAAAUCCGAUCUCUCAAAGUUUACUGGAAAUUUGGAAAACCCCGGUGGAUCAGAAUCACCUGGAUGAGACGAAGAGCGAAGCGGAGCAAAGCACACUUUGGGAUGAGCUCGAGCCUCUUCCCGAAGAGACGGAAUCCGACGUGACAAAGCAGGUUCUCGGCAACGAGAAGCUAACCGGCGUUAUCACCGGCGAUCCCAAGUACGCCGCGAUGAUGCAGGAGAGGAUAAAGAGAGGCUACAAUGCCGGAUCCGCCAGUCUGCUCACCGGCAUCGCGGGUGGAUUGAUAAGCGGCGUUGCGAGCGCGUCGAGUGCUUCAGCGGCGAAGGCAUCGGCGAGUAGCAGCGAGACGGCGUAUAAACCGACAUACGCCGAGCCUCCGGUGCACACGGUGGAACACACGUAUUCGUACGACGAAAAACCUUUCGGUCCUUGGGACUUCAAGAAGGCAAUUUUCAGUACGCUGGUCCAAGCUCUGAAGGCGAUAGGCGGCGGUGUGCUGGCUCUCAAGGGUCAGUUAGUCAAAGGUAGCGGAUAUUUGUUGGCGGGCAAGGGCAAAGUCGUCAGCAAAGCCGGCGACUAUAUUACGUCCUUCGGCAAACAGCUGGCGGCCAGCGCGGUGGUGGAACCGAAACCUUAUCCGCCGGAAACUUAUUACGAUCAUCCGUCAGUGCAAGGACAUAAUUCUGACUACCAAGGACCACCGCCAAGUUCCGACGAUUAUUCCGAUUACACUCCACACGAGACGUACGGAGGCGUGCCAUCAGACGACAGCAAUCAAGGUGGCCUGCUGAUCGUGACGCCGACGAAAUCUGACCUGGACGAGCACAACGAUCAACACACGAACGUAGUGGCGCAAGACGCACCGGAUCCGCCAAAUUUGGACGAGAAUUUCGGCGGGCCGACCAAAAGCUCCGCCAUCAAGAAUCUUUUGAGCAGCGUGCCGAAGGGCAGCGGUUCGAAGGAUCAGACCGUCGUCAGUCAGGACAACAGCAACGUGAAUACUAAUUCCCCCAUUCAGCAGUAUCCGACUCCAACUUACGGUACUCCGGAUCAUUACAUUACGAAUCAGGACAAUCCGGCGCAGAAUUACAACAACGAUCCUCAGGAUUAUGCGCAAAAUUACAACAACAAUCCUCAGGAUUAUGCGCAGAAUUACAACAACAAUCCUCAGGAUUAUGCGCAGAAUUACCCGGUCGUUCAAAACAACGCGUAUCUACCGCCUUAUACUACUACUGUGUCGCAACAUCACUUCCCAAACUUCGACAAUCCCAAGCUGAUCAUUCAACCGAACGUAGAAUAUCCGCCUUUGCAACAGCUCGACUAUCCGUUGAAUCCAAACCCACUCGUCUUGAACCCGCCCAAGCUGCCGCACGAGGAUGACGGCGGCACGUCGAUGUACGCGAGUCUAAACAUAGACACCAAGCCGCAGAUCGCGCCCUUGAAAAUAUCCCUUCUGGGGGAUCAUUCCAAUGCUCUUCACUUGCCCAAGUUGCAGCCACACGUGGACUUCCACGGACAGUCCCAAUUAGCGAAUCCUCUUCACGAUAGCUUGAGCGGUCCCUUGAGGAUACCUUUCCUAAAUCCGGUGCCGACAGCUUAUCAUUGGCACAGUCAAGGGUUGUUUGUGCCGUCGCCUCUUACCACGCUGGAUCAUUAUCCUAAGAGGAACGUUCUUCAGAAGAGACAGGCGAUCGCCAAACGACUCGCGCGUUACUCGUCGUUGCAGAGGCUUCAACGGUUCUUAUAAAAAAAGUCGGGUGAGAUAAUGCGUUGACAUGAAUAUACAAAAAGAAAAUAAUUUCGCGAUAAUAAUCGCCGCGAUGACUUUGUUUCGACUAAUCGCGAUCCGAAAGCGCGAAUUGUCUAGUGGAACAAUACGAAUGUUUUUUUAGGAUGUUACGUCUACGUUAGACGUAAGAAUACACAAAUGAGGGGAAGAAAUCACACGCCACAUAUUGAAUUGCUAUCUGUACACAUAAGUAAAAAAAAAAUAUUAAGUGAGUUUAGACUUUUUAACAAAAUAUAUUGUUUAUUUAUCUUUAUUUUUAGAAGAAAGAGAGAAAACAUUGUUUUUUUUUUAGUGUUUACCUCUUUAUUUUACACUGAAGGUAAAGAGGACGAUAUUGCCCGUCAUCUUCCUUUUUAUUUGUUACAUGUUCUAAAUAUAUCAACAUGUUCUUUAAUAGGCGCGCACACGUGUUUUUUUUUGUUGCAGUGGUUUACGCGGUAGCGUAUUAUCCACGUUCGGUCGGACGCAGGUACAGAUACAGAUCGUCGCCGUAUGCUUACAUUCUUAGGCGAUAA